GGUGUUUAAUAAUGAUUCAAUCAAACCUCUUCGCUGAUUUGCCGAAAAGGCGUAUACAAGGGUCUGGACCCUCUUUCUCUACACCAAGAUGCUGGGAAACUCCCCCGAAUGGGUUGGUCGGAUUUCCUUGUUUGAAUCCAGGUCGAAAAAUCUCCUAAUACACCAUUCCUGCGGAUCGCCCAUCUAUAAACAUCUGCGAGAGCCCUGGUUACUUGCUCUUCGCGUUCUCGGCGUCUCUUAUUCCUUGUCCAUCUUCUCAACUUCGCCAACCUACGCGUAGGUACAGUUAAUCAUCAUGGCACCGAUACGAACCAUAGACGAGAAAAGCGAUGGAGAGCAGCCCGACGCGGUUGUGGUUGAGACCAAGAGCGAUCGCUCCUCUGACGCACCCAGCUGGACUGUGGAAGAGGAAACCAUCGUCCGCAGGAAACUGGAUUGGCAAAUAGUCCCUACCGUUACUCUUCUGUAUCUGUUGUGCUUUUUGGACCGAAUAAACAUUGGGAAUGCGCGUAUCCAGGGAAUGCAAGAGGAAUUAAACCUCGUCGGAUAUCGAUUUAACAUCGCGACUAGCAUUUUCUAUAUCGUCUACUUGACGAUCGAGGUUCCAUCCAACAUCUUACUUAAGCGUAUCGGCCCCCGAUUUUAUCUCCCGGGUCUGGUUGUUGGAUUUGGAGCUGUAUCUGUAGGUACGGCCUUUGUGAAGAGCUACGAGCAGCUAUGCGCCGUCCGCGCGUUGUUGGGUAUCUUUGAGGGUGGAACUAUGCCUGGUUUAGCUUUCUUCCUCAGUUCCUUUUAUAAGAGAGAGGAACUUUACUUCCGAGUCGGUAUUUACGUAUCAGCCGCAUCGAUUGCCGGCGCCUUUGGUGGAUUAUUAGCUGCAGGUUUCUCGCAGAUCCCUGAAUGGGGUAUUGCGAGCUCGAGACUACACACAUGGCGCAACAUCUUUUUCUUCGAAGGUCUUAUCACGAUGAUUGUCGCGCUCCUCGCCCCUAUCGUCCUACCACAAAGCCCCGAGACGUCGAAGAGCCUCAACGAACGCGAACGAUGGAUUGCCGCCGAGCGACUACGCCGCGAGAGCAAGGCUCACCCUAACGAGAAAAUCCAACCGCAUCAUAUCAAGCGCGCGUUACUUAACAUCAACAACUACAUCUGCGCCGCCGGCUUCUUCGCCAUCAACAUCACGGUUCAGGGCUUGUCGGUGUUCAUGCCUACCCUCCUUAAGGAGAUGGGUUGGGAGUCGCUUACAGCCCAGUACUACACGGUCCCCGUGUACGUUGCUGCCUCGCUCAUCGCUAUUGGAAUCAGUCUCGUCAGCGACAAGACACGCAUGCGUGGUAUUUACCUUGCGCUAUUCACACUUCUUGGUAUUAUCGGUUUCGCGAUGCUCCGAUGGGGCACUGGCAACGGCCUUCGCUACGCGGCUGUAUACCUCUGCGCCAUCGGCGCUUUCCCAGGUGGCCCCGGUUUCCUAUCGUGGGGUCUCAACAACUCGGCAGGUCCUGCUGUCCGAGCUGUAACAAGUGGUUGGAUUGUGACCCUUGGAACUAUGGGUGGUAUCCUUGCCGUCUGGGCAUACCUACCUACCGAUGGUCCUUCAUUCCCCAUCGGUCACACGAUCAACCUUGUCGCACAGAUCUUUGUGCUGUUCUUGUCUAUCUUCGGUAUUUGGUACUGUGUUCGCGAGAACAGACUACGUGCCCAGGGCAAGCGAGACCAUCGUCUUGAGGGCUUGACUGAGGCAGAGCAGGCGGAUCUCGGGUACAAGCACCCGGAUUUUAGGUAUAUUGCGUGAUUUUACGGACUUAGAGGAUGGGAUAUAUCUAGGGUUAUGCGGGUAUUCUGAUAUUUUGUUGAAUGUUACUGCUAUAUACGAUAU
Molecule: messenger RNA, 1876 nt
Organism: Hypoxylon trugodes
Lineage: Eukaryota; Fungi; Ascomycota; Sordariomycetes; Xylariales; Hypoxylaceae
Product: MFS general substrate transporter
Exons: 2
Coding region: 296-1792 (498 amino acids)
Biological process (GO): transmembrane transport
Cellular component (GO): membrane
Molecular function (GO): transmembrane transporter activity
Source: RefSeq, a predicted model, not a curated record